CUGCACACAAAUUUGGCAUUUUACAUGACGGCCUCUGCAAAUUGGCUGGCAACAUUUAGAUUAAUAUCAAGUAGCGGAAAUCUGCAACAUGUACCCUCUGAAGUAUGAAUGCGAACCUGAUAAUUGCUGUAAUUCCGCUAAAAGGCAAUGCAGCGCACCAAUGAUAAUUGAAUAGAGGCAUUAAUUGCGCUGUGGUUUGUUUGCCAUUCAAGCCACACACAAACACACAGACACUAAGCCACACACAGACACACACACAAGAGCACACAAACACCCAAUACGCAUAACGACGCCCAGAAGGGUUGGACAUCAACAGGAAGGAUAAUCAAGUGCAGUUGCCAUGCAACCAAAGUCGAAGCAGUUGUUGCUGAUGUUGCUGCUGGUGCUGAUGCAUCUGACCAGCCACAUAGUGCACAUCUCUGGCUAUCUAAUUAUUGUGCAUGAACAAACACCGCCGGGUGCCGUCAUCUUUAAUGCGUCCGUUUAUAAGCUUGGCUCGGAGCGCCAUUAUAAAAUCAAUGCGCACAAGUCGGCCAACUUUGUGCAUCAUCUAGUCGCCGUCAGUCACAAGGAUGGCCAAAUACAGCUAAGAAAAUCGCUUAAAUGCGAUGGCAUCUACUAUCCCAAUCUGUUCACCUUCUAUGUGGACUCCACAUCGAAUCGCCUCCGUUCAAUUGACUACUAUAGUCUGCCGGUGCGUAUUUUCAUCUCGGGCCACAGCUGCAAUGAGGAUCGACGCAUUGAGCAGGAGCUGCAUCAUCUGCAUCACUUCGAGGAGGAGGACAACACGGGCUACUCGAAACGACGUCGUCGCCGUCGUCGCAAUGCACAGCAGCAGCUGCUGCUCGAUGAGCUCGAUGGCAACCAGCUGGAGCUAGCCUACAGUCAGAACAGCACAGACUUUCGCGACGGCGACUUGAUCUUUGGCAAUAGCUUCGACAACGAGAUGCGACAUCGUAUACUCAGUCGAAAGCGUCGUGGCAUCGCCACAGAUCCGCUCCAGCUGCUGCCGGCGCUGCACAGACGGAUCACCGAUGCCAAGCAGUGGAUAUCGGAGACAUAUGCAUCGUAUGCGAUACAUACGACAGACAAAUGGAAUCAGAUCUGUUUGCGCAGAUCGCAGUUCAUCAACAAUCUGAACGCGUUUCUACCCAAAUCCGUUUGCCAGCACUGCAAGGUGAACUUCCUCGAUGUGAAUGACGAACGCUUUGCGAUCGAGCAUCAGAAUCGGGACUUGGUUGCCAGCCGGGAUGUCUGCAUACACGAGUCCAUGUGGAAGGUCAGCAUCACGUUCAACAUACGCUGCGAUCGCAAUGACAUUGUCGACUCCGACCAUCGCCUGAAGAUCGUCUACCAUCACCAGGAGUUCAACGACACCGAUAUCGCGAAACGGGUCCGUCGCGAACUGCGCAAUCAGUCGCCCUACUUCGAGCAGGCCCUCUACGUCGCCUCCGUGCUGGAGGAGCAGCCAGCGGGCGCUGCUGUCACCACGGUGCGUGCCCGUGAUCCCGAGGAUUCGCCUGUCGUUUACUCCAUGGUGUCACUGCUCGACUCUCGGUCGCAGUCGCUGUUUAAGGUGGAUUCUCGGACGGGCGUCGUCACAACUUCGGCUAGCCUCGAUCGGGAGCUAAUGGAUGUGCAUUACUUUCGUGUCGUUGCCACCGAUGAUAGUUUUCCGCCGCGCAGUGGCACAACCACGUUGCAGGUGAACGUGCUCGAUUGCAACGAUCACAGUCCCACCUUCGAGGCCGAGCAGUUCGAGGCGAGCAUACGCGAAGGCGCCACAGUUGGUUCCACGGUGAUCACGUUGCGUGCCACCGAUCAAGACAUUGGCAAGAAUGCAGAGAUUGAGUAUGGCAUUGAAGCUAUUACAGAUGGCGCUGGUGUCGUUCAGGAUCAGGAGAUGCCCAUCUUUCGCAUUGACUCACGUUCGGGUGUGAUCUCGACGCGCAGCAGCCUUGAUCGGGAGACCUCGGAUAGCUAUCAUAUGCUGGUCACCGCCUCGGAUAUGGCGGCAGCGCAGAGCGAACGCAAAACGGCGACGGCAAGUGUUGUGGUCAAGAUACUGGAUGACAACGACAACUAUCCGCAAUUCAGCGAACGUACCUACACUGUUCAGGUGCCCGAGGAUCAGUGGGGCGAUGACAACAAUGUGGCACACAUUCGAGCCACCGACGCCGAUCAGGGCAACAAUGCGGCGAUCCGUUAUGCCAUCAUUGGUGGCAACACCCAGUCACAGUUCUCCAUCGAUUCAAUGAGCGGCGAUGUGAGUCUGGUCAAGCCACUCGACUAUGAGAGUGUGCGCAGCUAUCGCCUGGUUAUACGUGCUCAGGACGGAGGUAGUCCCUCGAGAAGCAACACCACCCAGCUGCUGGUCAAUGUGAUUGAUGCCAACGAUAAUGCACCACGUUUCUACACCUCUCAGUUCCAGGAGAGCGUGCUGGAGAAUGUGCCCGUGGGCUAUAACAUUAUCCGGGUGCAGGCGUACGAUUCGGACGAGGGCGCCAAUGCGGAGAUUAGCUAUAGCAUAUCCGAGAGGGAUGAUAACUUUCCGCUUGCUGUCGAUCCGCGCACUGGCUGGGUGCAGACCAUCAAGCCAUUGGAUCGCGAGGAACAGAAUCGUUUCGCUUUCCAGGUGGUGGCCAAGGAUGGUGGGGUGCCGCCCAAGUCGGCCAGCUCGUCGGUGGUCAUCACAGUGCAGGAUGUCAACGACAACGAUCCGACCUUCAAUCCCAAAUACUAUGAGGCCAAUGUGGGCGAGGAUCAGCCACCGGGUACGCCGGUGACCACUGUCACCGCCACCGAUCCGGAUGAGGAUUCACGCCUGCACUACGAGAUCAGUACGGGAAAUACACGUGGACGCUUUGCCAUCACUUCGCAGAAUGGUCGUGGUCUGAUAACCAUUGCCCAGCCGCUAGACUACAAACAGGAGAAGCGUUUCUUACUCACCGUCACAGCUACGGAUUCGGGUGGACGUUCCGAUACAUCGACUGUCCACAUCAAUAUCACCGAUGCAAACAAUUAUGCGCCCAUCUUUGAGAAUGCUCCGUAUAGCGCCUCAGUGUUUGAGGAUGCUCCCAUUGGCACCACGGUGCUAGUUGUCUCGGCCACUGAUAGCGAUGUGGGCAUCAAUGCCCAAAUAACCUACUCCCUCAACGAGGAGAGCAUCAACGGACUAAGCAGUCCCGAUCCGUUCACCAUUAAUCAACAGACGGGUGCCAUUAUAACGAGUGCACCUCUGGAUAGGGAGACGACCAGUGGUUAUUUGCUCACCGUCACCGCCAAGGAUGGCGGCAAUCCCUCGCUGAGCGACACCACCGAUGUAGAGAUCAGUGUGACGGAUGUGAAUGACAAUGCGCCUGCCUUCAAGAAUCCACUCUAUCAAUCAUCGAUACUGGAGGAUGCGCUGGUGGGCACCUCGGUAAUACAGGUGUCUGCCACAGAUCCGGACAUCGGUUUGAAUGGACGCAUCAAGUAUUUGCUCAGCGAUCGUGAUCAGGAGGAUGGUUCGUUUGUCAUCGAUCCCACAUCGGGCACCAUACGCACCAACAAGGGACUCGAUCGGGAGAGUGUCGCUAUCUAUCAUCUGACAGCCAUUGCUGUGGACAAGGGUUCACCCCCACUGUCCAGCACUGUUGAGGUGCAGAUUCGUCUGGAGGAUGUCAACGAUUCGCCGCCCACCUUUGCCUCGGACAAGAUAACGCUCUAUGUGCCAGAGAAUUCGCCAGUGGGUUCUGUGGUAGGUGAGAUACACGCUCACGAUCCCGAUGAGGGUGUCAAUGCGGUGGUCCAUUAUUCGAUUAUUGGUGGCGAUGAUUCCAACUCCUUCUCGCUGGUCACACGGCCCGGCUCGGAGCGAGCUCAACUGUUGACCAUGACCGAACUGGACUACGAGUCGUCGCGCAAACGUUUUGAGCUGGUGGUGCGUGCUGCAAGUCCUCCUCUGCGAAAUGAUGCGCAUAUCGAGAUCCUGGUCACGGAUGUGAAUGAUAAUGCGCCCGAGCUGCGUGACUUCCAGGUGAUAUUCAACAAUUUCAGGGAUCACUUUCCCAGCGGUGAGAUCGGCCGCAUUCCCGCCUUCGAUGCGGACGUUAGCGAUAAGCUCAACUAUCGCAUUCUGUCCGGCAACAAUGCGAAUCUGUUGCGCCUGAACAGCAGCUCGGGUGGACUGAUCCUAAGUCCCCAGCUGAAUACAAAUGUGCCCAAAUUUGCCACAAUGGAGGUAUCCGUCUCGGAUGGGAUCAAUGAGGCCAAGGCCAUAAUGCAGUUGUCCGUACGACUCAUCACCGAGGACAUGUUGUUCAAUUCGGUGACGGUGCGCUUAAAUGAGAUGACAGAGGAGGCAUUCUUAUCGCCGCUGCUCAACUUUUUCCUCGAUGGACUGGCUGCCAUAAUACCCUGUCCCAAGGAGAGCAUCUUCAUCUUUAGCAUACAGGACGACACGGAUGUCACCUCACGCAUACUCAACGUUAGCUUCUCGGCCAAACGGCCGGAUGUGUCACACGAGGAGUUCUACACGCCACAGUAUCUGCAGGAGCGCGUCUAUCUCAAUCGGGCGAUUCUUGCCCGACUGGCCACCGUCGAGGUGCUGCCCUUCGAUGAUAAUCUGUGCGUGCGCGAGCCGUGUCUCAAUUUCGAGGAGUGCCUCACCGUGCUGAAGUUCGGCAAUGCCUCGGAGUUUAUACACAGCGACAUGGUGCUCUUCCGUCCCAUCUAUCCGGUGAACACGUUCGCCUGCUCUUGUCCCGAGGGCUUUACGGGCAGCAAGGAGCACUAUCUGUGCGACACUGAGGUCGAUCUCUGCUACUCGAACCCGUGCCAGAAUAGCGGCAAAUGUGUGCGACGCGAGGGUGGCUAUACCUGCGUCUGCCCCGACUCCCACACGGGCGCCAACUGCGAGACGAACAUCAGCAAGCUGCGUCCCUGCAGCUCGGACGCCUGUGACGGAGGCUUGUCCUGUAUGAACAACUACCUCAGUUCCCGACCGCCGCCCUACACGAGCACCUGUGAGUUGCGCUCGCGUUCGUUCUCCCGCAACUCCUUCCUCACGUUCGAGAGCCUCAAGCAGCGACAUCGCUUCAAUCUCAAGCUGCGUUUUGCCACCGUUCAGGACAACGGACUAUUGCUCUACAAUGGCCGCUAUAAUGAGCUGCAUGAUUUCAUUGCACUGGAACUGCUCGAUGGACACAUUAGUUUCUCCUACUCGCUGGGCGAUCGCAGCGAACGCGUCUCCCUCGUACAGCCCACAAAGGUUGCCGACGGCAAGUGGCACGAAGUGGAGAUUAUCUACUUUAAUCGCACGGUCACACUCGUCCUGGACAAGUGCGACACGGCGAUUGCCUUGUCCGGGCAGCUGAGCGCUCCGUGGAACUGUGCGAAUCAGACAACGCUGCGGCUGGACAAGCGCUGUGCCCUGCUCACCGAGACCUGUCAUCGAUUCCUGGAUCUGACGGGGCCGUUGCAGUUGGGCGGCUUACCCCGCAUACCCGCCCACUUUCCCGUCGCGAAUCGAGACUUUGUCGGCUGCAUUUCGGAUUUGCGCAUCGAUGACCGCUAUGUGGACUUAAAUUCUUAUGUGGCAGACAAUGGCACCAUUUCCGGCUGUCCGCAGAAGUCGCCGCUGUGCGCAUCGGUGCCGUGCUUCAACGGUGGCACCUGUCGCGAGGGCUGGAACACCUACACCUGCGACUGCCCCGAGGGCUAUGCGGGCAACAAUUGUCAGGACAAUAUACCCGCUCCAUGGCGCUUCUCCGGCGACGGUAGUCUGAGCUUCAAUCCACUGCUGCGUCCCAUUCAGCUGCCCUGGGUGACAUCCUUCUCGCUGCGCACGCGCCAAGAGGAUGCGUUCCUCAUGCAAAUCCAGAUUGGACAGAAUAGCUCGUCGGUCAUAAGCCUAAAGCACGGCGUGCUCUACUAUGUCUACGACAAUGAGCCGAUGUAUUUGGCGGGUGCCUAUCUCUCGGACGGCGACUGGCAUCGUGUGGAGAUCAAGUGGCAGCAGGGCUCGGAGAUUCAAUUCUCCGUGGACUAUGGCCAACGCACCGGCGCCGUGCCCAUGUCCCAGAAGGUGCAGGGUCUCUACGUGGGCAAAAUUGUGAUGGGAAGCGUUGAUGGCACCAUUGGACACGUUCAGGAUGCGGUGCCGUUCGAGGGUUGUAUGCAGGAGGUGCGCAUCGGAGCCAGCCAAGCAGUGCUUUCGCGUCCCACAAUACGCGAGAAUGUCGAAGAUGGCUGCGAGUCACGGGCCCAGUGUCCCAGCACCUGUCCUACCCACGCCACCUGCUCGAGCAGCUGGGAUCACGCCACCUGCGAAUGCUCCGUCGGCUACGUUGGCGCCGACUGUGCCCCGAUCUGCACCGUGCAACCCUGUGCCGCUGGCAUCUGUCGCGCCAACGUGAGUUUGUCGCGUGGCUACAGCUGCGAGUGCAACAGCAGCUAUCAGCAUGGCGAUUAUUGCGAGCGCACCCUGCAACAGCCCUGUCCCGGGGGGUGGUGGGGCGAGCGGGUGUGCGGCCCCUGUAAGUGCAACAUCAAGCAGGGCUAUCAUCCGGACUGCAACAAGACGACGGGCCAGUGCUACUGCAAGACCAAUCACUACCAGCCGCCUAAUGAGACGGCUUGUUUGCCCUGCGAUUGCUACUCGAUUGGCAGCUUCAACAGUGCCUGCAACCGUUUGACGGGUCAGUGCGAGUGUCGGGAGGGUGUCAUCGGUCGACGAUGCGACUCCUGCUCCAAUCCGUAUGCGGAGGUCACACUAAAUGGCUGUGAGGUUGUCUACGAUGCGUGUCCACGUUCCUUUGCCGCUGGCAUCUGGUGGCCACGCACCCCGCUGGGCAGCAUCAGUGUCGAGAACUGUCCGGUGCCGGCGCGUGGCAAAGGUCAGCGCAGCUGCGACAGCCAGUCGGGCAGCUGGACUGUUCCGGACAUGUACAACUGCACCUCGGAGCCGUUUGUCGAGCUGCGACGCCAGCUGUCACAGCUGGAGAAAUUUGAGCUGGAGCUGAACUCGUUUGUGGCCAUCAAAAUGGCCGAGCAACUGCAGCACGCCUGCGAAGCUGUCGAUCGCAGUGCUGUGAGUAAACCACCGGCACCCAAACACAAUCGUCGCUAUAAAAUGGAAUCCUCAUUUCUGCUGAACGCAGGUGGGGCUGUGUGGUCGCAUGAGCUGGACAUGGACUAUCUGUCGGAUGAGCUGAAGUUCUCGCACGAUCGCCUCUAUGGCGCCGAUCUCUUAGUAACGGAGGGCAUACUCCAGGAGCUGAUCAACUAUGAGCUCAUGCAGAGCGGCCUCAAUUUGACGCAUAGCCAGGACAAGUACUUCAUCAAGAAUUUGGUGGAUGCCGCCAGUGUGAUACUCGAUCGCAAAUACGAUGCCGAAUGGAAGCGUGCCACGGAACUAAUCCAACGCGGACCGGACGACCUUGUCGAUGCGUUCAACAAGUACAUGGUUGUUCUGGCUCGAUCGCAGCACGACACCUACACGAAUCCCUUCGAGAUUGUGCAGCGCAAUAUGGUGCUGGGCCUGGAUAUAGUCACCACGGAGUCGCUGUUCGGCUACGAGCCAGAGCAGCUCAGCGAGUACCACAAGAGCAAGUAUCUCAAGCCAAAUGCAUUCACCACAGAGAGUGUGGUGCUGCCGGACACCAGUGGUUUCCUCCAGCAUUCGGCGAAGCAGAAGCCGGUGAUCAGUUUUCCCAAGUACAACAAUUACAUACUGGACCGACACAAGUUCGACAAGCACUCCAAGGUGCUGGUGCCGCUUGAGAUGCUGGGCAUAACGCCGCCGGAGAGCGAUGAGGUGACGCAGGGUAGCCGUGGCAACGACUACCGAGCAAUUGUGGCCUAUGCCCAGUACAAGGAUGUCGGUCAGCUGCUGCCCGAUCUCUAUGAUGAGACGGUCACCCGUCGCUGGGGCGUUGAUGUUGAGCUAGCCACGCCCAUACUCUCACUGCAGAUACUGGUGCCGUCCUCGGAGCGAGAGCAGCAGCGCAUUGAGAUACCCUCACGUAAAAUAUCCUCAGCAACUGGCUCCUCCACGUCGAUGUCCUCAUCGGCUGAACGCAGCGGCACGGAACAGCAGUUUGUCGAGGUCUUCGAUGUGCCCAAGGCACCGACGAGCAGCAGCGAACAGCAGAUCGAAGAUAUACGCAUCACUGCCCACGAGAUAAUGCCACCAGCAUCUGUCGAGCAGCCGGAGGCUGUGAGUAAUGAGGCUGUCGAGGUGGACAAUCCACAUAUACGUCUCAAUCUCGACGAUAUUGAGUUCCACGGCAACUCUGGCGAGGAGAUGAGCAUCGACUCGCCCGAGCAACUCAAUCCCAACUACGAGGGUAGCCCGGAUAGCGGUGAGCAGCCAAAGGGUGAGAAUGAGGCCAUCUAUCGGGAUCGGCGAGUGGUCAAACGUCAGGUGGAGGUCAUCUAUCCCUCGGAACAGCUGCAGAAGCCACAGCACAUGGUCUAUCGGUCGCUGGGCUCGCCGCAUCUCUCGCAGCCCAUCAAGCUGCAGAUGUGGCUGGACAUGGAACCGGCACGCUUUGGACCACGCUCCAAUCCGCAGUGUGUGCGCUGGAACUCGUUCACCAACCAGUGGACACGGCUGGGCUGCCAGACCGAAAUACCCGAUUUCGAUGGCGACUUUGCACAGGUAUCGCAUCUACCCAUCCUGAUCAACUGCAGCUGCACCCACAUCUCCAACUAUGCCGUUAUCGUGGACAUUAUCGAUCCGGAGGAUAUACCCGAGCCAUCGCUACUCGUCCAAAUUACCUCCUACUCGGCAUUCAUGGUCUCGCUGCCCCUGCUGCUGGGCGUGCUGCUGGCAUUGGCCCUGCUCCGCGGUCAGCAGACCAACUCGAAUACCAUACACCAGAACAUUGUGUUGUGCGUCUUCUGUGCCGAGCUUCUCUUCUUUGUGGGCAUGCAGUCGCGCAGGCAUCUGCUGGAGAACGAGUUUCCCUGCAAGCUGAUUGCCAUCUGUCUGCAUUACUUUUGGCUGGCAGCAUUCGGCUGGACAACGGUGGACUGUGUGCAUCUGUAUCGCAUGCUAACCGAGAUGCGCGACAUCAAUCAUGGCCCGAUGGGCUUCUACUUUGCCAUGGGCUACGGUGCACCCGCUGUCGUUGUUGGCCUCUCCGUCGGUGUCCGAGCGCACGAGUACGGCAAUAGCUUGUUCUGCUGGUUAUCAGUUUACGAGCCCGUCGUUUGGUGGCUGGUGGGUCCCAUCGCUGGCAUGUCUGUGGUGAAUCUGCUGAUCCUGUUCGUUUCGGUGAAAGCGGCCUUUACGCUCAAGGAUCAUGUACUGGGCUUUGGCAAUCUGCGCACGCUGCUCUGGCUCUCCGUCGUCUCGCUGCCCCUCAUGGGCGUCAUGUGGGUGCUGGCUGUGCUCGCCGCCUCGGAGCACUCUCAGCUACUGAGUCUGUUGCUCUCCGGCGUGGUGGUGUUGCACGCACUCUUCUGCCUCAUCGGCUACUGCAUCAUCAAUAAGCGGGUGCGGGAGAAUCUUCAGCGCACUUGUCUCCGUUGCAUGGGACGCAAGGUGCCGCUUCUCGACUCCUCGAUGGUGGUCAGCAACAGUUCGCACAAUGUGAAUGGUGCCGCCCGGCCCAAUAAUUUCUUGGCCGGCAACUAUGAUACGGCUCGACGCAAUAUCGGCAUCAGUGCAUCGAGCACCACUUCGCGCAGCACCGCCAAGACCAGCUCCAGUCCGUACAGUGAUGGACAGCUGCGACAGACAUCGACAUCGACGUCCAACUACAAUUCGGCCAGCGAUGCGCCCAGUUUUCUGCGUGGCUUUGAAUCCUCAACGGCGGGACGCAAUCGCGCCGAGGAGAAGACUCGGCGGCAGCGCAAGGACUCCGAUUCGGGCUCGGAAACCGAUGGACGCUCACUGGAGCUGGCCUCCAGUCACUCGAGUGACGAUGAUGAAUCGCGGACAGCCCGCUCCUCCGGCACACAUCGCAGCACGGCGGUGAGCGCGACUCCCGCCUAUUUGCCCAACAUAACGGAGCAUGUGCAGGCCACCACACCACCGGAGCUGAAUGUGGUGCAGAGUCCGCAGCUAUUCCCGAGUGUCAAUAAGCCGGUCUAUGCGCCACGCUGGUCCAGUCAGCUGCCAGAUGCAUAUCUGCAGUCGCCGCCAAACAUUGGUCGCUGGUCGCAGGACACCGGCUCGGAUAAUGAGCAUGUGCAUGGCCAGAAGAUGACUAUAUCACCGAAUCCACUGCCGCUGCCCAAUCCCGAUCUCACCGACACCAGCUACAUGCAGCAGCACCACAACAAGAUCAACAUGACGCCCUCCAUUCUGGAGAACAUUCGUGAUGCACGCGAUGGCUACGAGGACAGCUUGUACGGCAGACGCACCGAUUAUCCCGAUAAGUAUGGCUCGUAUAAGCCACCCAGUCACUAUGGCAGCGAGAAGGACUAUGGCGGCGGCGAUGGCGGAGCUAGUGGCUCUCAGACCAUUGGACAUCUGCGCAGCUUCCAUCCGGAUGCUGCUUACCUGAGCGACAACAUCUACGAUAAGCAGCGGACGCUGGGCAGUGGCUACUUGGGCGCCAAAUCGGAGUCGCCCUACUUGUCCAAGGAUCGCAUUACGCCCGACAUUUACGGCUCACGCGACGGUCACUACAGCCUGAAACGGCAGCCUGCCUAUGCCACGGACUCCCUGCACUCGGUGCACUCUUUGCUCAAGACAGACUACCAGCAGCAGCAACAGCAGCAGCAGCUGGCUCAGGCGCAGCAACAGCAGCAGCAGGCUCAUCAUGCCCAGCACUCGGAUCGAUUGUCGGAGGGUUCGGACAAGAAUGGCUAUCACUUUCCGUACACCGCUGAGGAGGAUCAUCUGCAGCAGCAGGCGCGCAAGCUGAGCGGUGCCGGACACGUGCAGCCAGCGUCGCUGCAUGGAUCACAGCAGCUGCAUCUGAUGCAUCCGCAUGCGGCGCUCGUCAACGACAUCAACAAUCCCGGCCUUCUCGCCAGACACACCAUUGCCGGCGGCGUCGGUGGUGGUGGAGUUGGAGUGGGCGUUGGCGGCGGCAGCUCCCGUCACAGUUCACGCGCCUCCUCUCCGCCCUCCAACAUGGUGGCACCCAUGCAGCCAUUUGGUCCGCUCGCCAGCAUUACGGACACUGACUCCGAGUUCGACAUUGUUUGGCUGCAUCGCAGGCAACAGAGGCAACAUUAUCCUUGGUCGCUAACAAUAUGGCGGAAUAUUGAUGAUGAUGAGACCACAGUGUGACGACUGACGACAACUGCAAAGAGGCAACAGCAGCGCCAACAGCAACUGCAACUGCAUCUGCAACAGAGGCAACAAGCAACAAAUCAAUUUGCAACUAUCAGACGCAAGCCACAAUUCAAAAGACAAACACAUAUUUGAAGAAACAUUUUCUCGGCUUGAUAUGGAAAUUGAUAAUUUAAAUAAUAAAUUGCUGGCAACACAUACACUCCAAAAUACACACACACACACACACACACACACACACACAUCAAUACAUCACUUUGAGUAUAUUGUGUGUCCAUUUAGGAAUCAUGUACAUACCUUAAGAGAAACUUCGACCGUAAUACGCAGCAGUAUACACCUACAUACAUAAGUAUUUACAUAUACACACAUAUACA
Molecule: messenger RNA, 11610 nt
Organism: Drosophila grimshawi
Lineage: Eukaryota; Metazoa; Arthropoda; Insecta; Diptera; Drosophilidae
Gene: stan
Product: protocadherin-like wing polarity protein stan
Exons: 9
Coding region: 341-11233 (3630 amino acids)
Biological process (GO): cell surface receptor signaling pathway; homophilic cell-cell adhesion; G protein-coupled receptor signaling pathway
Cellular component (GO): plasma membrane
Molecular function (GO): calcium ion binding; G protein-coupled receptor activity
Source: RefSeq, a predicted model, not a curated record